Molecule: messenger RNA, 3562 nt
Organism: Nomascus leucogenys (northern white-cheeked gibbon)
Lineage: Eukaryota; Metazoa; Chordata; Mammalia; Primates; Hylobatidae
Source: RefSeq, a predicted model, not a curated record
CUCUCUCCCCAUCAUCCCCGCAUCCCCGCAUCCCGCGCCGGCCACUCGGGCUGAGGGCCGGGCUAUGCAGCUGCGGGGACCCGGGGUCUGCGGGCGCGCGUCCCUGCGGCGGCGUCCCCGGGGCCCGCGCUCCGUGCUCCCCCGCGCCCGCUGCGGGCGCCUGCUCCCUCCGCCGAGCGGCGUCUUUGUGUGCGGGGGUGUGGGAGGCGAGCGCGAGUCCGCGCCGCGCCACCGAGUGCCCGCUCCCUCCCAGGGCGGGUGGGGGCCUCUCCGCGCCGCCCGCCGCCGCCGCCUCGCGAGGACGCCCGUCGCCCGCGCCGCCCGCACCGCGCCGGGCGCGCCGCCCCCGCCCGCUGCCGCUCGCACAUGCCCGAGCCGCAGCCCCGCGAGCAGACAGCGCCGGCCCCCCGCCCCGCGGCCCCGGGCCCCGGCUCCGGCGCCGUCCCUCCUCCCCGGCCGGGCGCCGCGGCCCCGGCAUGAGGAGCGGGCGAUGAUCCCCGCCAACGCCUCCACCAGGAAGGGGCCCGAGGGCAAGUACCCGCUGCACUACCUCGUGUGGCACAACCGCCACCGCGAGCUGGAGAAGGAGGUCCGCGCCGGCCAGGUGGACAUUGAGCAGCUGGAUCCCCGCGGCCGGACUCCCCUGCACCUGGCCACCACGCUGGGGCACCUUGAGUGUGCCCGUGUGCUCCUGGCGCACGGCGCAGACGUGGGCAGGGAGAAUCGCAGCGGCUGGACAGUGCUCCAGGAGGCUGUGAGUACCCGGGACCUGGAGCUGGUGCAGCUGGUGCUUCGGUACCGGGACUACCAACGGGUGGUGAAGCGGCUGGCGGGCAUCCCUGUGCUCCUGGAGAAGCUUCGCAAGGCCCAGGACUUCUACGUGGAGAUGAAAUGGGAGUUCACUAGCUGGGUGCCCCUGGUGUCCAAGAUCUGCCCUAGUGACACCUACAAAGUGUGGAAGAGCGGCCAGAACCUGAGGGUAGACACCACACUCCUGGGCUUUGACCACAUGACCUGGCAGCGAGGGAACCGCAGCUUUGUCUUCAGGGGCCAAGACACAAGCGCCGUGGUCAUGGAGAUUGAUCACGACCGCCGGGUGGUGUACACAGAGACUCUGGCACUGGCUGGGCAGGACCGGGAGCUGCUGCUGGCUGCCGCUCAGCCCACCGAGGAACAGGUGCUGAGCCGGCUUACCGCACCUGUCGUCACCACGCAGCUUGACACCAAGAAUAUCUCCUUUGAGAGGAACAAGACUGGCAUCCUGGGCUGGCGCAGUGAAAAGACGGAGAUGGUGAAUGGGUAUGAAGCUAAGGUGUAUGGGGCAUCUAACGUGGAGCUCAUCACCCGGACACGGACAGAGCAUCUUUCAGAACAGCACAAGGGCAAGGUCAAAGGCUGUAAGACACCUUUGCAGUCCUUCCUGGGAAUCGCUGAGCAGCAUGGGGGCCCCCAAAAUGGGACCCUGAUCACUCAGACUCUGAGCCAAGCCAACCCCACUGCCAUCACUGCAGAAGAAUACUUCAACCCCAACUUUGAGCUGGGCAACCGUGAUAUGGGCCGCCCCAUGGAACUGACCACCAAGACACAGAAGUUCAAGGCCAAGCUGUGGCUGUGUGAGGAGCAUCCCCUGUCCCUGUGUGAGCAGGUGGCCCCCAUCAUUGACCUCAUGGCCGUCAGCAAUGCGCUUUUUGCCAAGCUCCGGGACUUCAUCACCCUGCGUCUGCCUCCUGGCUUCCCAGUUAAGAUUGAAAUCCCGAUCUUCCACAUCCUCAACGCCCGCAUCACCUUCGGGAACCUCAACGGCUGCGACGAACCGGUGCCAUCGGUGCGAGGCAGCCCCAGCAGCGAGACGCCUUCCCCAGGCAGCGACUCCUCCAGCGUCAGCAGCUCCAGCUCCACGACCUCCUGCCGCGGCUGCGAGAUCUCCCCGGCGUUGUUCGAGGCACCGCGCGGCUACAGCGUGAUGGGCGGCCAGCGGGAGGCGGCAGCCCGGGACGACGACGACGACCUGCUGCAAUUCGCCAUCCAGCAGAGCCUGCUUGAGGCGGGCAGUGAGUAUGACCAGGUCACCAUCUGGGAGGCGCUAACCAACAGCAAGCCAGGCACCCACCCCAUGUCCUACGAGGGUCGCCGACAGGACAGGAGCGCCCCGCCCACGCCGCAGCGCCAGCCUGCGCCCCCGGCGUCAGUGCCCAGCCCUCGGCCCAGCCCAGGGCCAGGUUCCGGCGGCCAUGUGUUCCGGAGCUACGACGAGCAGCUGCGGCUGGCGAUGGAGCUGUCGGCGCAGGAGCAGGAGGAGAGGCGGCGGCGCGCGCGCCAGGAGGAGGAGGAGCUGGAGCGCAUCCUGAGGCUCUCACUGACCGAGCAGUAGCGCCCCCUGCCGGGACCCUCGCCUGCGCCACGCGCGCCACGCCCAGGGCCAGGAGCCAGGCAAACCCCGGUCUGCGCGCCUGCAGAGGGGCGGCUGGAGACUGGAGCCACCGCCUCGCGGGUGCAGCAGCGCAGCAGGCACGGUUCGGGGAGGGAUUCGGCAUGGCCGCGGGGUACCUUCCCAGGCCAGGGCCCUGGAGGCAACUGGCACGGCCUGGUCCCCCUGCUUUGCUGUAUCCUGAUACCCCAACCCGCUCCCCUGGGCUCAGAGCUGUCCUGUCCUAGGGUGGUACCAGGCGGUCCUGAGGGGGGAGAUGAAUCCUUAGAGGAGCGCUGUCCCUAUCCCUUGCUCCUUCUGGCCGGUCCGCAUUUCUGUUCACUAACCCCACUCCAGGACACUGCCCCUGAAGCCUUUGCAUCUCUGCUCUUCACUCCUGGGGGGCAGCUGAGCUCCCCGCGUGCUGUGUCGCUGCUUUGUCCCAGACACAAACCAGCACGUCUAGGGCCCAGCCCCUCCCCCACCCCGGCAUUUCAGCGUCAAGUGCACUUAGCGGGGUACCCGGCUCCCCCAGCCCCCACACUCGUCCUGGGUCUCAGGGUGGUUCCAGCUUCUCCUUGAGCAGCCAGAAGUUGGAGUCCCAUCCCCCAAGGCACAUUUUUUUUUUUUUUUUUUUUUUUUUUUUUUGUGUGAUCAGGGAGUGUGUCCAACUUUGCCCCCUGGCCUGUGCAAGCCCUGACUCCUUCAUGGUGCCUCGGAGAGUGGGGAGCAUACUGGGCUGGGGUAAGCACUAGACCCGAGUAGACUGGACACAAAGGGGUCGCCCAGGGCCCUGGCGCCACCCCCACCCCUUCCCACCAGCUGCUGCUAGCCUCUGUGGUUGUACAUCCCACUUGCCCCCCACACGGAGACUGACUCUAAAACCUUUCAUCCAAUGGUGCUAACCCCCGGCUCUCCCCUGCCCCACCUCACCCACCAGAGAAGCACAGACCCCGCCAGGGGCAGGGGCCCACCGCACACCCUUGUCCCGGGCCUCUCUGGGACUGGCCUUCCCGGCUCAGCCAGUGAGGCUCAGAAGGGACACAAAAAGGGAUGGAAGAAAAGAACAAAGAGAAACUUUCUCCCACCCCCUUCCCUGAUGCCAGGGGCACCAGACUGAUUCUGAGGCACAAAUAAAAGGGGCUUCAUACCGGA